CUAUCCUACAAGUUCCAUCUUCAAUUUUUGUCACACUUUCAUUGGACCCUUCACUUUAAUCCUCAACUAACCCAUUCCCCAAUUGAAACCACGCAUUUUCCACCGUUUUGUUUCAUGUGUUUCAUCAACACACACAAAAACAGAAAAAAAAUCAGCUCAGAAAAGUAAAAAAAAAAAUCACAGUUUCUUGAAGGAAUUUUUCUGGUAAGUUCUACUCAGGAUCUGCAAAUCAUACUUGGCCACCAAUAAUGACAACUGAUACAACAGCUCCAAGUUAUUGGCUGAACUGGAGAUUUUUACUCUGUGCAAUAUUCAUAUUAGCAGCUAUGUUGGUUUCAAUUCUCAUUAUAUGGAAGUAUGAAGGUUCAUCAAAGUCGAGAAGCCACCGAAGAGAGAAUGGGCAAAAGAAAGAUGAUGUUUGGAAGACAUGUUAUAAAGCAAUCCAUCCUAAUUGGUUGCUUGCUUAUAGACUAAUUGCUUUCGCCCUGCUUCUGUCUUUACUCAUCGCAGAUGUAGUUCUCCAUGGCGUACGCAUACUUUAUUUCUAUACUCAGUGGACAUUCACCUUGGUUACAGUCUACUUUGGGCUAGGAUCUUCAUUGUCCAUCGGUGGCUGUCUCCAAUCUCGCAAGGGAGGUAAUGGUGUUAGCGCUAAUGGUGUUGAUGCAGAACGAGGCACUUACACUGCUCCAGUUGAAAAUGCAAGUGAACUUGUUGUAUCCAAUGGCUUGAAUUGCCAUGACGAGCCACAUAUUAGAGAAGCUGCCGAUCCUUGGGGCCUUGCCUUUCAAAUAAUCUUCCAGAUGACUGCAGGUGCCGUUGUGCUUACAGAUUGUGUUUUUUGGCUCUUAAUCUACCCAUUCCUCACUGACAGAAAUUACAGAUUACAUUUUCUGGCUGUUUGUAUGCAUUCUGUCAACGCUAUUUGCCUUCUAGGUGAUGUGUUUAUAAAUCGUCUACGGUUCCCUUUCUUCCGUAUAGCAUAUUUUGUUCUUUGGACAUGUGUGUUUGUCACUUUCCAGUGGAUCCUCCAUAUUUUUGUCUCGCUGAGGUGGCCAUAUCCGUUUCUAGAUUUGUCAUCGCAAUAUGCUCCCCUUUGGUAUGUGUCUCGUACGAACUUUUGCACUCGACGGCAUGGCGUCUUACAUCCAAUUUUUGGCUUUCCAGUUUCUUAUUUUCUUCUAAUACAUUGCAAAACUAAUUGGGGACUUUGAAUUUCCAAUAAGAUAAUUUCAUACAACAAGUUAUCUUAGGAAAAGAAAUACUUUUCUCACAAUUGUACAACUCCUGUAUAGGGGUGUCAAAUGGGCAGGUUGGGCUGAAUUUGAGCGGGUCAAAAUGAGUUAAGCUAAUGAAUGGGUGGGUCAGUUACUUGGUCUGAAAUGACUAAGAAACGGGUCAUAAUUCAACCGGCCUAAUUCUUACUAAGUUAUAAUUUCUUUGUUUUUUUUUUUUUCGUUUUUUAUUUUUAUUUUUAUAAUUUGUUCAAGUACCUAAUAAGAUUUUUUUUCUCUUUACUACUAUAAAACAUAUCAAACCCAAAAAAAAAAAAUGGUAUUUUUAAAAAACAUUUUGACAAAGUUUCUCUUGAAGUAAAUUUGGGCUACAUAUCAGCCCAAUUUUCAAAUGGGCUGAAUUGGGUGGGUCAAAAUGGGCUGACUUAAAAAUGCGGGUUAGGCGGAUCAUGUUUUUAUGGGCUAAUUUUGUUACCCCUAAAUGUAUCUGUAGUUUGAAACAAAAUAGAGUGGUGAUAGACUAUGAUUCAGAUUUCACGAGUUCAUACAUAGAGAUGAGCAAAUUAGUAUAUGCGCAGUUGUUGGUGCGUUUAUUUGUGCCCUUCAUGUUUGCACACAAAUGUGAAA
Messenger RNA from Lycium ferocissimum, 1862 nucleotides. RefSeq lists its product as uncharacterized. The transcript has 8 exons. The coding region runs from base 249 to 1214 and encodes 321 amino acids. Gene Ontology annotation, cellular component: membrane. The record is from RefSeq and is a predicted model, not a curated record. NCBI's taxonomy places the organism in Eukaryota, Viridiplantae, Streptophyta, Magnoliopsida, Solanales, Solanaceae.